Messenger RNA from Nakaseomyces glabratus, 5655 nucleotides. RefSeq names its product myosin 1 (gene MYO1). The record is from RefSeq and is a predicted model, not a curated record. Gene Ontology annotation, cellular component: actin cytoskeleton; vesicle; cytoplasm. Gene Ontology annotation, molecular function: ATP binding; microfilament motor activity; actin filament binding. Gene Ontology annotation, biological process: vesicle transport along actin filament; actin filament organization. NCBI's taxonomy places the organism in Eukaryota, Fungi, Ascomycota, Saccharomycetes, Saccharomycetales, Saccharomycetaceae.
AUGAAUCAAGAUAUGAGAGUGUGGGUUCCCGACCCAGUAGAGAUAUUUGUCCGUGGUGACUUAUUGAAUACAGAUAUAGUCAAGGAUAAAUUUACUGGUGUUGAGCAGCAAGUAGGUUUAGUCAAGAAAGACAAUGACGGUGAAACAGCCACUUUCAAAAUCUCCGAGAUAUUUCCAGUAAACCCAGCAAACUUCGACAGAGUUGACAAUAUGUCUGAGUUAACACAUCUAAAUGAGCCUAGUGUACUAAACAAUUUGGAGAACAGGUAUAAGGACAAUCUCAUAUAUACGUACUCUGGUUUGUUUUUGGUUGCAAUCAAUCCAUAUAAAGAAAUAAGCAACCUGUAUUCAAACUCUACUAUCAAAUCCUAUCACAGUUCUAAUGAGGAAACCUCUCAAAAACCACAUAUAUUUGAAGUUGCAGAAAGCGCCUAUCGUGAUUUAAAAUCCAAAAAACAAGACCAAUCCAUUUUGGUCACAGGUGAAUCGGGUGCUGGUAAAACCGAGAAUACAAAGAAAAUCCUGCAGUAUUUGGCAUCUAUAACAUCAGACUCGUUUGAAGUCUCAAAUAACUUUGAAAUGAAAAUCUUACAAAGUAAUCCUGUUUUGGAGUCCUUUGGUAACGCCCAAACUGUGCGUAAUAAUAACUCAUCCAGAUUUGGUAAAUUCAUAAAAAUAGAAUUUGAUCAAAGUGGGAAGAUCAAUGGAGCGUUCAUAGAAUGGUAUCUAUUAGAAAAGUCAAGGAUUACCAAUGAAAAUAGAAAUGAAAGGAAUUAUCAUAUAUUUUAUCAAUUGUUGAAAGGUACAUCACAGAAAGAUCUUGAGUCCAUAUAUAAAUUGUCAUCAAAUGAUUUCGCACAUUAUCAAAUAUUAGCAAACUCGAAUCAUGUGAUACCCGGGGUUGACGAUGCUGCAGAGUUCCAAAAGUUGUUAGUUGCACUUGAAACAGUUGGAUUUGGUAAAGAUCAGAUUAACUCUAUUUUUAAAAUUGUAGCUGUCAUCUUACAUUGUGGAAACAUAGAAUUUGUAUCUGAGAAAUCUGAACAGGCAUCCUUCAAAUCCGACAUAUCUGCAAUUGCUACAUUGCUAGGUGUUUCAGAGAGUGAUUUCAAAACGGCAAUCUUGAAACCGCGGUCAAAAGCAGGUAGAGAAUGGGUAUCGCAGGCUAAAAAUGCAAAUCAGGCCCGUUUUAUCAUCAACUCUCUGUGUAGAACAUUAUAUGAGCACCUAUUUGGAUAUAUUGUGGAUACAAUCAAUAUGAGUCUUAACCAUGGAUCUAUGACAGCUAACUACAUAGGAUUGUUAGACAUUGCUGGUUUUGAGAUAUUUGAGCAUAAUUCUUUUGAACAACUCUGUAUUAACUAUACUAAUGAGAAGCUUCAACAGUUCUUUAAUCAUCAUAUGUUUGUACUGGAACAAAGUGAGUACUUAAAGGAAAACAUUCAAUGGGAUUAUGUAGAUUAUGGAAAAGAUCUACAAUCGACAAUAAAUCUAUUGGAAGCAAAAGGACCACCAACAGGUAUAUUACCGCUUCUUGAUGAAGAAACAAUUUUACCUAAAUCGGAAGAUUCCUCAUUCUACUCUAAACUAAUAUCAACUUGGCAACAAAACUCUACAAAAUUCAAGAGAUCAAAAUUAGAUAUGUGUUUUGUUUUAAAACACUAUGCUGGCGAUGUUGAGUAUCAUGUUAAUGGGUGGUUAGCAAAAAAUAAGGACCCCCUAAAUGAGAAUCUAGUUAAUAUUUUAUCAGUUUCAUCGAAUAGAUUGAUUUCAGAGUUCUUCAGUGGAUUUGAAAGUAUUAGUUCCCCAUCAUCCUCACCAACAAGAUUGACUCACUCUUCUUCAUCGGCUUCUAUUAACAGUCUAGGAAAAGGUCGAACCAACCUGAAGACUGCCCUAUCACGCCAUAGGGAGCAACAAUCUUCAUUGUUAUCACAAUUAGCCCUAACAAAUCCACACUUUGUGAGAUGCAUCAUCCCAAACAAUAAAAAAAUGUCAGAGACAUUUGACAGAAGAUUGAUUUUAGAUCAGCUGAGAUGCAAUGGUGUUUUAGAGGGUAUAAGAAUAGCGCGAGAAGGUUAUCCGAAUCGUAUCUUAUUCAAGGAGUUUUAUGAACGCUAUAGGAUAUUAUCGGAACACCUAGAUAAAUCAAGUGAUGCAAUCAACUAUAAGCAGAGCUCUCAAAUCUUGAUCUCCGAACUUCAUCUGGAUCCAACAACAUAUAAAGUUGGUACUUCCAAGCUUUUCUUUAAAGCAGGAACUCUUGCAGAGCUGGAAAGUAAGAAAGAGAGUAUAUUAUUUGAAAUAACAGUUAGGUUUAACUCGAUAAUUAGAGGAUGGUCACAGAGGAAAAGAACUAAGGGUGAAAUUCAAAAGAUGCGGGCAUCAGAAAUGAUAGGGAAUGUAUUCCGGAAGUAUAAUGAAAAAAUGCAAGACCCAUGGUUUAACAUGUAUAUGAAAAUAAAGCCAUUGUUAGCAUCAUCACAAAAUAUUGUAGAUAGCAGAAAAUACACAGAAAAGAUCAAGGUCCUGGAACAAAAGUUGACAGCAGUUGAAACUGAAAAGAAAAUACAUACUGCAAAACACAAUGAUCUGCUUAAUGAGUUAAAUGACGUUAAAAAUUUAUUAGAUGUUGAAAAGGAAAAACUCAAAAGAAAUGAGCAAUUACUAUCAAAAUCAAAUGAACAGCAAAGAGAAAUUGAGACAAUGAUCAAGGAAAUUAGAGAAGAUAAAAGUACCUUACUCUCUGAGAAAGAGGCGGCAAUCUCAAAAAUUCAAGAAUUGGAACUAGUCAGGCAAAAACUUGAAGAAAAGAACAAUGAGAAAGAUGCUUCUAUUGCAGAGCUAACUAGAAAGCUCUCUUCUUUGGAAUCUGAAAAGGGCGAUAUUACUAGGCAAAUUUCCAUGGAUACUGAAGUUCUGAAGAAGCUUGAGAAUGAAAAGAUGGAAAAGGAGAGGGUUAUAGAGAAACUUAGCCAUGAUAUCAAAGAAAGAGACCAUAUUAUUGAUGAAUUGAAGCAGAAGGAGCAUAUAUCAAACAAAGAUCUAGAUAUAAAACUGCAAACUUUGGAAAAGAACUGUAAUGUUGCCCUAACAAAAUUGAAAUCUCUUCUCAACGAGAAUGCUGAGUUGCGAGAAGAGGUUGGAAAGAACAAAAAAUUACAUGCUAACACUAUCCAACAAGUUUCAUCUAAGGAAAAGGAGAUUGAAAGAUUGAAGGCUAGGUUUGCCUCCAAUCAAGGUGAAAUAAAUGAGAUUCUAAAGCAAAGAGAUAGCUUGAUGGCUGAAAAUGAUAAAUUGUCUAAAGAAUUGUCUGAAAUGAAAAUGGCUCUAAGGAAAGCGAACGAAAACUAUGCCCAAAUGAAGAACCAAAUUGAGGAAAUGGCUAAGCAGGAGCAUAUAAAUAGAGAGAAUAGUCCAAUGGAGUCGAGAUCGGAUAUUUCACUUCUAAAGAAACAACUUGAAGAUGAAAAAUCUUUAAACAAAUACCUCAAUCAAAAGCUAUUAGGUGAUCGAGUAGUUCAAAGAAGUUUACAUUUGGAUGACUUAUCCAAUGCGGACAAAGAUGUUUUACUCAAGAAAUAUUACGAAAUCAAAACGGCUCUCCAUGAACAAUCUACUUCUUUAGAAGAAGCAAUUGAAGAAAAUAAAAAUCUGAUAUCCCGAUUAAGGUUCACCGAAACUAGACUUGCUUCUUCUUCUUUUGAGUCGCAGACAGUAAAGGCACAACUAAAGAAACUAAAACACUUCCUAGAAAACAAAGGGAUGCAGGCUGAUAUAGAUCAAUUGCUCUCGGAUAUAAAACCUUCUGAUGUCAAUGUAGAGCAAAUCCUCCUCGAAGUUCAACACCUAAAAAUGCAGUUGAAUGCAGAACAGAAGGCACAUAAAGAAGCAGAGGCAGCAAUAACAGCUCUGCAUUCUAAAUUUGAGUUGAUUCAAAAGGUUGAUUCAACUUCUGAUAUUUACAAGAUCAAGUAUGAGGCUAGUGAAGAGCAUGUCCGUGCUUUGGAAAAUAAGCUACGCUCAUUGCCUUUCAAAGAUAGGACAAACCUACCUAGUGGUGAGAUAUUCACAAAUAAGGAUAGCAUAUCCAAGUAUGAAGAGGAGUUAAGGUUUUACAAGAUCGAGAAUUUCAAGCUUCAAGAUAAGCUUUCUGAGUUUGAGAAUAUUUGUGGUAGUUUAAAGCAUGAAAUCAAACAAGGUAGUGUGAAAGAAGUUCUUUUAGAGGAGCAAGUUGAAAGACUUCAGAAAGAUUUAGAAUCCACUGAACGACAAAAGGAAAUGCUGACUUCUAAUUUACGUCAACAAAGGCAGCAAUACGAAGAUUGUUUGAGUGAUCUUAAUGCCAAUGAGACUCAGUUAAGAGAAUAUAAUCAUGCGUUAAAACAAGCAGAAGAUGAUAUAAAGGGGAUGGCAACUGUUAUUGAAAAACUCAAAAGCUCAAAUAAGCAAAAAGAUAAGACUAUCUGGGAUCGCGAAACAGAAAAGAAUGAUUUAGACAUGCAAUUACAAGAAACACUCUUGGAGCUCAAGAGAGUCCAAGAUAUGAAUCAAUUACUUCAAACCGAUGUGCAUCAUUUCAAGGAGAGAUUGAACACAAGCAGUGAUGUUUCAAGAUAUACCAAUGAAAUUGAGAGAUUGAAGGAGGCUUUGGAUGAAUCUUCAAAAUAUAGUGGUGAAUUUAAGAAAGAAAUAUCGACAUUGAAGUACAAGUUAGAAACAUUGAAGAACGACUCAGAAGCCAAAAUAGAGCAUUUACUAAAGCAAUCUGAGCAUUACGAAACUAUUGUUGGUCAGUUGGGUGAGGAGAGAGACGAAAAUCAAGAAAUUAUCAAAGAUUUGAACCAAAAAUUGAUUGAUAUGGAGUCAAAUUUGAAAAAGCUAAACGAUGAUUAUGAAGCCCUAAGUCAACAAAGAGAUACUCUACUUCAAGAGUCAGACAGACUAAGAUCUGAACUUGGUAAUUCUACAGAGCAGUUCAACGCGACAGUAAAACACAAUGUUGAUGUUAAUGAUAAGUUAAGGAACCUCGAGGAGACACUUCGUUUACAAACCGAGCAAAAUGAGAGGAAUGAGCAAUUAGUGAAGUCUAUUCAAAUGGAUCUUGAAUCAUACAAAAUGAAAUAUGAUGAAGAAAAGCAGAAAAAUAUUGAUUUAGUUGAAGAGGCGGAGACAUUGAAAAGUGUCACAGUUAGAUUAGAAGAAACUAUAAAGGAUCUUGAUCAAAGAUUAUCUGAUACCUCCGAGAAAGAAGCUUGGCUCAGGAAAAUACAUGAAGUUGAAACAUUGUUAAAUGAUGAAAGAGACAUGAAAAUUGAAGAAAUGAAAAAGUCGAAGGCACUCGAAAGGACAAUCAAUGAGCUUGAAGCUAGAAAUGCCUCACAGGUUGAGGUAAUAGAAACUGCAAAUGGUGAUAGAACGAAAUUUGAAGAAACAGUCAUGAAAUACAAUGAACAGAUGCAUCAAUUAGAAAAGUAUAUUUCCCAACAAGAAAUUGACAUGAAAAAGGUUGUAAGGGAAAACAUGGAAUACCAAGAGAAGAUGAAUGAAAUGGAAAGAGAACUAAUGCUGUGGAAGCAAAGAUAUCAUGUCGCAUCAGGAGGUACUAAUAAUUUCUCGCAAAGAAAUGAAGAAGAGGUAAUGGUGCAAACAUGA